Molecule: messenger RNA, 2219 nt
Organism: Austrofundulus limnaeus
Lineage: Eukaryota; Metazoa; Chordata; Actinopteri; Cyprinodontiformes; Rivulidae
Gene: mcf2la
Product: mcf.2 cell line derived transforming sequence-like a
Biological process (GO): positive regulation of Rho protein signal transduction
Cellular component (GO): cytoplasm
Molecular function (GO): guanyl-nucleotide exchange factor activity; protein binding
Source: RefSeq, a predicted model, not a curated record
GCUGGAACAAGGCAUCUCUCUCGGUGGACGCAUCGGAGGAGAACGACGGCUACUCCAGCAGCGAGGACCCCAUGAACUCUGACACCGAGGACGAAGUUGUGAGGAAGCUGGCUCCGGGAAGGUACACGGUGGUGGCAGACUGCGAGAAGGCGGGUCCUCAGGAGCUGUCUGUCAAGAGUGGAGACGUGGUCCAGCUGAUCAGAGAAGGAGAGGAGGGACAAUGGUUUGUGAAGAACCUCUGCAGCGGUAAAGACGGCUGGGUGGCGGCAGCAAACCUCCUCAGCCUCAUCUCAGAGUCCAAAUCCUCGCAGUCGCUCAGCAGCUCAGAUGGAAGCGUCUCCGGGAACCUCAGCACAUCCUCCAGCUGCAGCGAGACCUACACCAGCUUCUCUGACAUCAAACCCUGACCUGAUUCCACCAUCCCAUCUCUGUUCCGUAACCAUUUCCUGGCGGGGGGCAAGUCAAGACGUGAUGCCUCAACCUCCUGUCAAACCUGCUUUAAAAAUCCCAAAAAGGCCUAUUUGGCCUUAACUUACUGAACACGGGUUYGGUGCCAUAUUGUGAAUAUGUAGCAUCUAAAACAUGCAGUUCGACAACUAUCUGCACUAGAUUCAACACCGCCGGUGUCCGCUCGGUCCGCUUUGAGUCGAGGCCAUGGUAGCACAGCGAUAGAGUCUCCUUUGGAGCUUGCACAGAUCCCAUCAAACAGGUAUUCCACACAAUAAAAUGGUUUAGUGUCAGACGUCGAUCAUGCACUGUGAGAAACGGCUGCAGCUAGAACAAUGAGCCAGUUGUAACCUGUUUUUUUUUUGUUGUUGUUGUUUCUGGGGACACGUAUGGAGCAGCAUGUGGCAGACCAGCUGCGACACAACAAUUCUAUUUAUUUAUGUUUAAAAAAAAUCUGAUAAACUAUAAGGUUAUGGAGGUUACAUGUUUCAGUUUAAACAAAAAACGGGCAGCUUGGACAUCUAUUUAAUUUUUUUUUCUUUUUCUUUUUUUACUUCUGAACUGCAGUAGCCUCUCAGGAAACCCCAGAAGUUGAAUAGUCAGGCAGGUGUGACUGCAUACCUGUACAUGUCAACGCUUUGUGUCCACAUUCCUGCCAGUGUGUGUGUGUGUGUGUGUGUGUGUGUGUGUGUGUGUGUGUGUGUGGUUCAGAACAAACUCAUUACACAAAUCGUUUUCAUCAUCGUAUAAAGGCAGCUUUUGUGCAACAGUAACUCUUCCAACUCGACCCUCCCCAAAUUAGUCCUUUGGUUUGUUUGUUUUGGUGUCAUUGUUCUCACCUAUAUUUGCACAAAGGAAAGCUUUGUCCUCGUCCUCGGCUCCCAGCCCCUUUCAGGCAUGUGACAGCAGCCACCUUUAUUGCAACCCUGCGCAACGUGUUUGCACCUAAAGCCCCGAGAGCCACACUUGUAGCCGAUCACAAUCGAGUAUCUGUGUGUGUGUGUGUGUGUGUGUGUGUGUGUGUGUGUUUGUGUGAGAGAGAGAGAGACUCAGAAAGGAACCUGUGCUGUACGAACACUGAAUGACACUUUUUUAUAUCCUGGGAUUUUCUACUGUAUGCACAAGGCGCUGCAAAUCACUAUUUCCUCCCUUUUUUAUUAGCAGGAAAGUGCUGCUGAGCUAAUACCAACCCCACCCACUUUAUGACUUGGAACGUGCUCAGCAACUCAACCUGAGCCGGUUUAAAUCGAACCUUGUUCGGCUACCUGCCCGUGGAAGUGAGGCGAGCCGGAAACCAGAGAUCGCAGGCCGUUCUGCGUCAAACUGUGCGGAUAAAUGUCACCUCUUUACCUCAUGCCAUUUUCCUCAAGGGUGUCGUGGUUGUCAUGUUUAAACCUCCCGAAUGAGUCAAAUAUAUAUAUUUUUAACUCUGUGUUAUUAUGGGACGAGAAUUUAUUUUUUGCCCUUGAAAAAAGGCUGACACGGGCACUAAACUUGUCAACGUUUUCGAUCGUGGUGACACAAAAUCUGAGUUCUUUGUACUUUUUUUUUUGACACCAAGACUGGAGAGAUUGUGAAAGGGUUCUAUUUUUUUAAAGUUUCUUUUUAUGCAGCACAUUGCAGCGACCACUGUCUUUAUUUUCUUAUCGUAUAUCUACUGAGUAUGAUGGUGAAAUGUUAAUAUUAGACAUACAUGUACAUUUGUAAAUAUGUAUUCUGACUUGUAUGUAAAAAUGAAAGCAACUUUAAUAAAGAUGGUUUCCUCUAUGGGA